CAGCACGGCGGGCGAACUUCACGCCUCCAUCAGCCGGACAUGAUCUCACGGUCUCCCGGCGUCUCUCCAACCGGGAUGCGGUCGCCUGCUGGCGGCAUAGUCCCCAGCUCCUCCCCGGCUGCCAAGGCCCCCUAACCCUGCCUACUUUUAUGACAUCAGCGUUUUAAAACGCCCACCCCCAGGCGGCCAGCCCGGGCUGCCUGCUGUGUGUCUGAGAGCCGCUGGUGCAUCGUGCUGUUGCUGCCGUCGCCGCCGCUGCUUUUCCUACACUAUUCUUUGGCAGACGCGUCCACAACCCCUGCGCUGGCAGAGGGGCGGCCGGCUUGCAUUGCGGUACCCCGGAAAGAGCCGCUUGGACGGACGGCACCCGAGCGAGUCCGAGUCGGUCAUGUCGCUCUCGGUGCCGCAGAACGGGAUGAGGGGAGCCACCGAGCCCGUUAUCGAGCUCUUCGUUAAGGCGGGCACUGACGGCGAGAGCAUCGGGAACUGCCCCUUUUCCCAGCGGCUCUUCAUGAUUCUCUGGCUGAAGGGGGUGGUCUUCAACGUCACCACUGUGGACCUCAAGAGGAAGCCAGCAGAUCUUCAGAACCUGGCGCCUGGCACCCACCCCCCUUUCAUCACCUACAACGGGGAGGUCAAGACUGACGUCAACAAAAUUGAGGAGUUCCUGGAAGAUGUGCUCAACCCUCCCAAGUACAACAAGCUGGCCACUCGACACCCCGAGUCCAACACUGCUGGCAUGGACAUCUUUGCAAAGUUUUCUGCCUUCAUCAAGAACUCCAAGCCUGACGCCAAUGAGGCUCUGGAGCGUGGUCUACUGAAGACCCUGCAGAAGCUGGACGAGUACCUGAACUCUCCGCUGCCUGAUGAGAUCGAUCACCAUAGCACCGAGGACGUCAAGAUGUCCACACGGCACUUCCUGGAUGGGGACGAGAUGACACUGGCCGACUGUAACCUGCUGCCCAAGCUGCACAUCCUCAAGGUGGUGGCCAAGAAGUACCGUGGCUUCGAGAUCCCCAAGGACAUGCGGGGCAUCUGCCGCUACCUGGCCAACGCCUACAGCCGUGAGGAAUUCACCAACACCUGUCCCAGCGAGAAGGAGAUAGAGAUCGCCUAUGCCGACGUAGCCAAGAGGCUGGUCAAGUAGACCAGGGAACCCCUUGUGUACUGGCAGACAGACAGACACAUAGACAGAAACACAUACAGACGGACGGACUCACGCGUGCACACACAGAAGGACGGACUCGCGCGUGCGCACACACACACACACACACACACACAGACGGACGGACUCAUCUCGCCCUAUGCGAAUCUGUACAAUUUCCUCGUCUCUUCAUUUUGAAACAGAUAUUGCAUGUGUUCAUGUGUUUUUCUCUCGUUCUUUUGUCUUAUGAUGUAGGACUCUGAGAUUCUCUUUGUGUUGUUUUCUUUUCUUUGACUUCUCAUGAAGAAAUAUUCUGGCUGCCGAUUUUUAGUUGCUCCUUAUGAUGAUGACAAAAUCUGGGCUGUGGAUCCUCCCUUUCCAGCCACUAGGGGGUGUUUAUUGGCCACCCCCACCCCCCCGGCACUAAGGGCCAUUUUGCCAUUUUGUCUCUGUUCUGACCUUCUCGAGCUGUGUCAUUGUGGUGCUCCCCCACCACCCCCCCCCCAUCUCCCUCGCUGCUUUCACCUACUUGCCCAGAUUAUGUGUAAAUGUUCCAUUUGGAUUUUGGGAGCCCUGCCUUACAGACAUUGGCAAACUACAUUGUGCUGAUUGCCCCCGCCUGUGUGAGUCGCUGUCAGGCUUGGGGGGUGGGAUUUGGUGUCCUCCGGUGGUGAUGAGCAUGUGGCCGUUUAACCCUUUCCCGUCACGGCCGAGGCGGAUACCCGCUCGCCGGGCCUUUGGUGCUUGUGCUGCACUCAUCCACCACCCUGCUUUUUUCAUUUCUUUUUAUGAUUGUCAUAGAUUUCAGAUGAAUGUUCAUCGCGCCCCCUGCUCGCACCUCCUCUCCCAGGCCUCCUCUCCCCAAGCCCAAGUGCCGAUUGCUAUUUUGUCUCUAUUUAAUUUCUGUUCCUCUGCUGGCAGUUAACAAUAAAUGACUAUAUAUUUUCACAUCA
Messenger RNA from Paramormyrops kingsleyae, 2097 nucleotides. It is a transcript of the gene clic4, whose product is annotated as chloride intracellular channel 4. The record is from RefSeq and is a predicted model, not a curated record. NCBI's taxonomy places the organism in Eukaryota, Metazoa, Chordata, Actinopteri, Osteoglossiformes, Mormyridae.